Molecule: messenger RNA, 2436 nt
Organism: Calidris pugnax (ruff)
Lineage: Eukaryota; Metazoa; Chordata; Aves; Charadriiformes; Scolopacidae
Gene: FBXO42
Product: F-box protein 42
Exons: 10
Coding region: 154-2283 (709 amino acids)
Molecular function (GO): protein binding
Source: RefSeq, a predicted model, not a curated record
GGAGCGGUGGCGGCGGCGGCGGGGAAGGAAGAUGGCGGCGCCGGGGCCAGCCGUCACCCGGGAGACGCGGCGGCCCCGCCGCCUCCAGCCCUGAAGGCCCGGGCCCAGCCGCGGCGGGCGGUGAGCUCGGCGGCAGCUGUGAAGUGGAAUGCCAUGGCCAGCUCCUCGGACAGUGAAGAUGACGGUUUCAUGGCCGUGGAUCCAGAAGACGCCGCGGUGGAAGGGACGAUGGAGCAAGACGAGGAGCCGCACGCUGAGCUGGAGGUCGAGGAGACCAGGCACAACAGAUCGAUGUUGGAGCUCCCAGAAGAGGUUUUGGAAUAUAUCCUCUCCUUCCUCUCGCCCUAUCAGGAGCACAAAACGGCCGCCCUUGUCUGCAAACAGUGGUAUCGACUAAUCAAAGGUGUGGCCCAUCAGUGUUAUCACGGCUUUAUCAAAGCAGUGCAAGAAGGAAAUAUUCAGUGGGAGAGUCGCACUUACCCCUACCCCGGGACCCCCAUCACCCAGCGCUUCUCGCACAGUGCGUGUUACUAUGACGCCAACCAGUCGAUGUACGUGUUUGGGGGCUGCACGCAGAGCAGUUGUAACGCCGCCUUCAACGACCUCUGGAGACUCGACCUCAACAGCAAAGAGUGGAUCCGGCCCCUGGCGUCAGGUUCCUACCCCUCACCCAAAGCUGGGGCCACCCUGGUGGUCUACAAGGACUUGCUUGUGCUCUUCGGCGGGUGGACGCGGCCGAGCCCUUACCCUCUGCACCAGCCAGAGAGGUUCUUCGAUGAAAUCCACACCUACUCACCCUCCAAAAACUGGUGGAACUGCAUCGUGACCACCCACGGCCCCCCUCCCAUGGCAGGACACUCCUCCUGUGUCAUCGAAGACAAAAUGAUUGUCUUUGGGGGUUCCUUGGGAUCUCGGCAAAUGAGCAACGACGUCUGGGUGCUGGAUCUCGAGCAGUGGGCUUGGUCCAAGCCCAACAUCUCCGGGCCCAGCCCUCACCCGCGGGGUGGCCAGUCUCAGAUCGUGAUAGACAACGAAACCAUUUUAAUCCUGGGUGGCUGCGGUGGUCCCAAUGCACUGUUUAAAGAUGCCUGGUUACUCCACAUGCACGCGAACCCCUGGACCUGGCAGCCCCUCAAGGUGGAGAACGAAGACCACGGAGCCCCGGAGCUGUGGUGCCAUCCUGCCUGCAGGGUGGGACAGUGCGUUGUGGUCUUUAGCCAAGCUCCCAGUGGCAGAGCCCCUUUGAGUCCCAGCCUGAACUCUCGGCCCUCUCCCAUCAGCGCCACGCCGCCCGUCCUGCUCCCCGAAACCCGGGAAUACCGCUCCCAAUCUCCCGUCAGGAACACGGACGAAGCUCCUUGCGUCAACGGCCGCUGGGGCACCUUGAGACCCAGAACCCAGAGACAAACCCCCUCAGGAUCCCGGGAAGGCAGCUUGUCCCCAGCGAGAGGGGACAGUUCUCCCGUCCUCAACGGUGGGACUUUAUCACCCGGAGCCAUGGCGGCCGGCGGCGCCUCCUUGGACAGCCCCGUGCAGGCCGUGUCGCCCAGCACGCCGUCCGCCGCCGAAGGAUACGACCUCAAAGUGGGGCUCGCCUUGGCCCCGCGCCGGGGAUCGUUACCGGAGCAGAAAGACCUACGGUUGGGAUCCGUCGACUUAAAUUGGGAACAGAAACCAACUUCCAUCGUCUGCCAGAUGGACGGUGUGGAGGGCAGGACGCUCGGCCUGAGGAACCCCCCCGAGCAAACCAACGGCGUCCACACGCCGCCCCACGUCGCCGGCUCCCUCCCUGGGGCCGUGUCUCCCGGAGCGCUCCGGAGGAGCUUGGAAGCUGUCAAAGCUCUCUCUUCCAAAGGUUCCUCAGCUUCUGCUGCGUUGAGUCCUCCCUUGGCUUCUUCCCCGGGUUCCCCGGGUGCCGAGACGGGCUCGGCGGCGCGGCCGGGCUCUACCCAAGGUGAUGGCCAUUCCUUACCUCCCAUCGCUCGCCGCCUGGGCCACCAUCCUCCCCAGUCCCUCAACGUUGGGAAGCCUUUGUACCAGAGCAUGAACUGCAAACCCAUGCAGAUGUACGUGCUGGACAUUAAAGACACCAAGGAAAAAGGACGAGUCAAAUGGAAAGUGUUCAACAGCAGUUCGGUGGUGGGACCCCCCGAAACCAGUUUACACACGGUGGUGCAAGGCAGAGGGGAAUUAAUCAUAUUCGGUGGCCUCAUGGACAAGAAACAAAACGUCAAAUACUACCCCAAAACAAAUGCCUUGUACUUUGUGCGAGCAAAAAGAUAAUGCGGCCCGAGCCCUUCGCCGCCAUCACCUUCUCCCCCCUCCCUCUCCGCGGCUCUUCCCUCCCUCUCCUUUCCCAGCCCCCCCUCUGUCACGCAGGCGUCCAAACUGUGAAUUUAGGGAGCAAGAAACCAAUAAAAAUCCAAGCUAAACCUC